This is a messenger RNA of Thalassophryne amazonica, 1942 nucleotides long. Its product is annotated as tubulin beta-4B chain. The transcript is spliced from 7 exons. Bases 105 to 1442 code for a protein of 445 amino acids. NCBI's taxonomy places the organism in Eukaryota, Metazoa, Chordata, Actinopteri, Batrachoidiformes, Batrachoididae. The record is from RefSeq and is a predicted model, not a curated record. Gene Ontology annotation, cellular component: microtubule; cytoplasm. Gene Ontology annotation, biological process: microtubule cytoskeleton organization; mitotic cell cycle. Gene Ontology annotation, molecular function: GTP binding; GTPase activity; structural constituent of cytoskeleton.
AAUGAAACGGGGCCUUGCCUCGUUUCCAUUUGCUCGAGGCUGUGAACGACGUCGGAACUUAGUUAGCUUCAGUCGCAUUAAGAAACUUUUGCUCGUCGUCUAAAAUGAGGGAAAUCGUUCAUUUGCAGGCGGGCCAGUGUGGGAAUCAAAUUGGGGCAAAGUUUUGGGAGGUGAUCAGUGACGAGCAUGGCAUCGACCCGACAGGAACAUACCACGGGGACAGUGACCUGCAGCUGGAUCGCAUCAACGUUUAUUACAACGAGGCGUCAGGUGGAAAGUAUGUGCCGCGUGCGGUGUUGGUGGACUUGGAGCCAGGGACAAUGGAUUCUGUAAGAUCUGGUCCGUUUGGCCAGAUCUUUAGACCAGACAACUUUGUCUUUGGCCAGAGUGGAGCUGGUAAUAACUGGGCUAAAGGUCACUACACUGAAGGAGCUGAGCUGGUGGACUCUGUCCUUGACGUGGUCAGGAAGGAAGCAGAGAGCUGUGACUGCCUCCAGGGCUUCCAGCUCACCCACUCCCUGGGAGGAGGCACCGGGUCUGGCAUGGGCACCCUGCUCAUCAGCAAAAUCCGAGAGGAGUAUCCAGACCGCAUUAUGAACACUUUCAGUGUGGUGCCGUCACCCAAGGUGUCCGACACCGUAGUGGAGCCGUACAAUGCCACCCUUUCUGUCCACCAGCUGGUUGAGAACACAGAUGAGACUUACUGCAUUGACAAUGAGGCCUUGUAUGACAUCUGUUUCCGCACCCUGAAGCUUACCACACCCACCUACGGCGAUCUGAACCACUUGGUCUCAGCUACCAUGAGCGGGGUGACCACCUGCUUGCGUUUCCCUGGCCAGCUCAAUGCUGACUUGAGAAAGCUGGCUGUUAACAUGGUGCCCUUCCCCCGGCUGCACUUCUUCAUGCCCGGCUUCGCCCCACUGACCAGCCGCGGCAGCCAGCAGUACAGGGCAUUGACAGUUCCUGAACUCACGCAACAGAUGUUUGACGCCAAGAACAUGAUGGCAGCGUGUGACCCCCGCCACGGCCGCUACCUUACAGUCGCCGCCAUAUUCCGAGGCCGAAUGUCCAUGAAGGAGGUGGAUGAGCAAAUGUUGAAUGUGCAGAACAAGAACAGUAGCUACUUCGUGGAGUGGAUCCCCAACAACGUCAAGACGGCUGUCUGCGACAUCCCUCCCCGUGGCCUCAAGAUGGCCGCCACCUUCAUUGGCAACAGCACAGCCAUCCAGGAGCUGUUCAAGCGCAUCUCUGAACAGUUCACCGCCAUGUUUCGUCGUAAGGCCUUCCUCCACUGGUACACGGGGGAGGGUAUGGACGAGAUGGAGUUCACCGAGGCUGAGAGUAACAUGAAUGACCUGGUGUCGGAGUACCAACAGUACCAAGAAGCUACUGCUGAGGAGGACGGCGAGUUUGAGGAGGAGGCUGAAGAGGAGACGGCCUAGUCACAAACCCAUGCCCUUUAUUCUUACUGUGCAGCAAAGUAGUUGGAAUCCUUUCAGUGUGCAUGCAGCUCUCCGGUCUGUGUAGAACUUACCUCCACUUUGAUACGCAAGUUAAAUGACAGUGCUGCUGUUUGAAAUUUUCAGAUUUUCUGUGCUUUCAGUUAGUGUUCAGUAACUUUAGCACUGCUUUAAUAAUUCACAUCAUACAUGCUGCAGUUUUGAAGAUUGUUGUCAGGACUCUGGAAGGUUUGAAAUGUAAGGGUUCAAAAAGAUCCUGAAUUUGACACGUUUUAUUAAAUUGUCUUUAGAAGGAAAUGUUAGGUCGGUCAGACUGGUUCUAAUGAGUUUUAUGGAUGAAUUGGAGCUCUUUAAAUGUCUGAUUAGUGGUGGGCACAGCUAACCAAAAAGUUAUCUUUUAUAAAGCUAAACUGAUAAACCCCUAAAAAAAAAAAAAAAAUUUAGCAGAAGUUACAGAUAAAAGCUAAACCGAUAAGUUUCAG